UACAGAUAACGCAAAACGUAACGUUGUAGUCAUGUGAAUGAAAUCCCUGCGUUUGGAAUGACAUUUGGGCGAAUUAAGUCAUCUGGAGUUCUGAUGGACUAACUCGUCAGAAGACGUCAAGGACACUCUCUCGAUACAAAUAACUUAAACGAGGGUUAAAAUAUCCACUUUGAGGUAUUUGUAAUCUGCAAGCAAUAUCACUGUGGAAAGACUAUUGCUGAUUGUUUUCUUUGAAAUUCUAGCCUUAAGAUAUUUGGUAAUCGACGUAAUGUUAAAUUAAACUGAUAAACAGUUUUAGCAAGCAUACAAAUAAUGGAAGCAAUAUGCGUUGUUUCUUUGCUCAUUCUCCUGACUGGACACUUCGUCUUAAUAAAUGCUCAAGGAAAGGGGCAACUUUCAACGGGACUCGUGUCUCCAACCCUGAAAUCUGCAUUUGGAAAAGGAAGUGUGGUCAAUGAGUCCAUUCCUCGACGACCAAGAAUUUUGCCGCCUAUGUGCACAGGUCCCACAGAAAUAAGAGAUACUUUUAAGUAUAUUAACACCGUGGUGUCGUGCAUUGUGUUUGUAGUUGGGAUAAUCGGAAACUCUACACUGCUCAGAAUCAUCUAUAAAAAUAAAUGCAUGCGGAAUGGUCCUAAUGUCCUUAUCGCAAGUUUGGCGCUUGGGGACCUUUUGCAUAUUGUCAUAGACAUUCCCAUUAACGUCUAUAAGCUUCUUGCAGAAGAUUGGCCAUUUGGUGUUGGACUUUGCAAAAUGGUUCCCUUUGUACAAAAGACAUCAGUUGGCAUCACAGUGCUGAGUUUGUGUGCACUGAGCAUAGAUAGGUUUCGAGCAGUGGCAUCGUGGAACCGCAUCAAAGGCAUCGGCAUUCCUAAAUGGACAGCCAUUGAAAUCAUUCUGAUAUGGGUGCUGUCCAUUAUACUUGCAGUGCCAGAGGCCAUUGCCUUUGACAUGAUCACAAUGGACUACAAAGGAGAGCAACUUAGAAUUUGCUUGCUCCACCCUAUGCAGAAAAACAAGUUCAUGCAGUUUUAUAAGUCAGCCAAAGAUUGGUGGCUUUUCAGUUUCUACUUCUGCAUGCCGCUGAUGUGUACUGCCAUCUUCUACACUCUCAUGACCUGUGAAAUGCUUCUUCAGAAGAAUGGGGUCCAAAUUGCACUCAGUGAUCAACUAAAACAGAGGCGUGAGGUGGCUAAAACCGUAUUCUGUCUGGUGCUAGUCUUUGCACUAUGCUGGCUUCCUCUGCAUCUCAGUCGUAUUCUUAAGCAUACCAUUUAUGAUGAAAGGGAUCCUAACCGUUGUGAGCUACUGAGUUUCUUCCUGGUUCUUGAUUAUAUCGGGAUCAACAUGGCAUCUGUGAACUCAUGCAUAAACCCAAUCGCUUUGUAUAUGGUUAGCAAGCGCUUCAAGAGUUGCUUCAGAUCAUGUCUGUGUUGCUGGUGCCUCCCUUCUGAAAUGUUAGCAAUGGAUGACAAGCAGUCCUGCAUGAAGCUGAAGGUGACAGAGCGAGGAUCUGAACAAAGCAAUAGCCGCGCCUCCAACAAAUACACUUCAAAUACAUUUGCCAUAAAACCUAAAUCUGUGUCAGCUGGAAGUAUAUUCAUUAUUAAGUAAAUAUGGAAAGAUAUAAAGACGUUUAUAUAUAAGUCCCAGCUUUAUAUUCACUCUUGACUGGCAUACAUGUAGUGUCAGGAGCUACUAUCUGCUCUCUGUAGUUUUAACAUUAUGAUAGUGUUUUAGAUGUUUUGGGAAGGGUAAAAAAGUCAAAUUCAACGUAUUGAUUUAACAUCAGAAAUAUUCAACACCAGAACCAGAAAGUGACUGCACAUUGUUCUCUGUAGUUCCAUGUAUAUUGAAAGCAGUGGUUUUCAAACACCCUUACUGGACUCAUACAUUUCAGUGUCUACUAAUGAAAUGAUGAGUUGAAUUAGGUGUGUUAAAUCAGAGAGACAUAAAAAAUGUGAAGUGCUGAGGGUGCUCCAGGACUGGUUUGAAAACCCCUGAUAUAAAGAAUUUUCAAAUGUAAUAAAGCAACUGAUUGUAAAAACAAUGCUAGGUUUGUUUUUUUGGUGUACAUAUAUGGAGUUGCCUGCAGCAUAGUCCAAGUCAACAACCUCAUUCAUUAGCUCUUUUAUGCCAGAAAAUACAUUAACCCUAAAAUUGUAUAUUCCUUAUGUGAUGCUACUAUUAGCUUUGUUUUUUGAUUGUGUUUAAUCAUAGUAUAUUUGCCAAUGUUUGUCAGUGUUGCAUGCAUGCUAACUUAUACUUUGAUUAUACUUAUGCUAGUGGAAGAACAAGAUUUACUUGAGAUAUACAGUAGUUGUAUGAUUAUUUUUCCACAUGGCUCAAGGCCUCAGACAUUUUAUUAAUCAUUUAA
Molecule: messenger RNA, 2377 nt
Organism: Puntigrus tetrazona (Sumatra barb)
Lineage: Eukaryota; Metazoa; Chordata; Actinopteri; Cypriniformes; Cyprinidae
Gene: ednrba
Product: endothelin receptor Ba
Biological process (GO): vasoconstriction; G protein-coupled receptor signaling pathway; enteric nervous system development
Cellular component (GO): membrane
Molecular function (GO): endothelin receptor activity
Source: RefSeq, a predicted model, not a curated record